CAGAUGGACCAUACCUCCAAAUUAUAGAACAACCUAAACAGAGAGGCUUUCGUUUCCGCUACGGGUGUGAGGGACCAUCGCACGGUGGCUUGCCUGGAGCCUCAAGUGAGAAGAACAGGAAAUCCUUCCCACAAGUCAAGAUAUGCAACUAUCAGGGACCAGCAAAGAUCGUCAUUCAGCUCGUGACCCAUUCCAAAGAGGUGCACCUGCAUGCACACAGCCUGGUUGGAAAGCAGUGUGACAAAGGCAUAUGUGUGGCUGACCUGCAACCCAAAGAUACAAGCAUCAGUUUUCCAAACCUGGGUAUUCUUCAUGUCACUAAAAAGAACGUUACCAAGACCUUGGAGGACAGAAUGACUGAGGCGUACAGAUUGGGCUACAACUUCGGCGUCUCGAUUCACCCAGAAAUAAAUUCUUUACAAACCGAGGGGCGAGUACCAAGAGAACUCACAGAUCACCAGAGAUGCCUCAUCGCUAAUGCUGCCAUCAGUCAGGCCAAGGACAUGGAUCUCAGUGUGGUUCAGCUGAUGUUCACAGCAUUCCUACCUGACAGUGAUGGUGGAUACACGAGGCGACUGGACCCCGUCAUUUCAGAUCCAAUUUUUGACAGCAAAGCCCCAAAUGCCUCUAAUUUAAAGAUUGUGAGGAUGGACCGCACAGCUGGCUGUGUUACUGGGGGUGAAGAGGUCUAUUUGCUUUGUGAUAAGGUUCAGAAAGAUGACAUCCAAGUUCGGUUCUAUGAGGAGGAUGAAACAGGAGGAUACUGGGAAACGUUUGGAGAUUUUUCUCCAACAGACGUGCACAGACAGUUUGCUAUAGUCUUUAAGACUCCAAAAUACCGGGACCUCAACUUGCAAAAACCAACCUCUGUGUUUGUCCAGCUGAAAAGAAAGUCUGACAAUGAGACAAGUGAACCAAAGCCCUUCACUUACCAUCCACAGGUUAUAGAUAAAGAGGAGGUCCAGAGGAAGCGUCAGAAGACACUGCCCAGCUUUCCGGAUUAUGGUGCUGGAUCUGGUGGAGGGGGAGGAGGGAUGUACGGUGGGGCAGGAGGGGCUCCUGGAACAGGAGGGGCUGGAUUUAAUUACCAAGGAUACUCAAACUAUAAUCAUUUUGGAAGCCGCUAUCCAUAUUCUGGUGGUCCCAGCAGCUCUGGUGCUGGAAUGAAACAUG
This is a messenger RNA of Acipenser ruthenus (sterlet), 1173 nucleotides long. RefSeq names its product nuclear factor of kappa light polypeptide gene enhancer in B-cells 1 (gene nfkb1). Gene Ontology annotation, biological process: non-canonical NF-kappaB signal transduction; innate immune response; response to cytokine. Gene Ontology annotation, cellular component: cytoplasm. NCBI's taxonomy places the organism in Eukaryota, Metazoa, Chordata, Actinopteri, Acipenseriformes, Acipenseridae. The record is from RefSeq and is a predicted model, not a curated record. Gene Ontology annotation, molecular function: protein binding; DNA-binding transcription factor activity, RNA polymerase II-specific; RNA polymerase II cis-regulatory region sequence-specific DNA binding.